AUGAAUGUUUGUUUAUUAAUGAAGUGGUGGUGGAGGUAUGCCAAUGAGGAACAAGUUCUGUGGAAGCAGGUGUUAGUAUGCAAAUACAAAGCUGAAGGUGGAAAUUGGCGUCCAGAUAUUCAUUCAGGAGGUAGAGUAUCCAAGAUUUGGGGUGAUAUAUUGGGGGCAGCAAAUCAAAAUGUCAGCCUCCUGCAAUUUUAUAUUAAUAACCUUCAGAUUAGAGUGGGUAAUGGUUGUAGAGUGUCCUUCUGGCAUGAUUGCUGGACUGGUGGAGCUAGCCUCAAAGAAUCUUUCCCUCGAUUGUUCAAGUUGUCAAAUGAGAAGGAUGGGACUCUAAGGGACUAUGCUGAUAAAAGGGGAAACUCUGAAAAUUGGGUGAUUAGCUUCAGAAGGGCCUUAUUUCAAUGGGAACAAGAAGAACUCCUCAAUCUGAACCUCUUUACCAGUCCUAGUCCUGUCUUGAAUCUGCUUGUGAAAGACAGUGUUUUGUGGUUAGCUUCCAAAUCUGGUCAGUCUUUUGUCUCAACCUUAUACAAGCAUACUGAUGUUGAGCAUGGUGAAGUCAAUAAUUCUAGCAGAUUAGUGUGGAUUAAGUACCUUCCACCUAAAGUUCAAUUUUUUGGAUGGCUCGCAUGGAAGCAUAAGGUAAAAACUUCAGUGUUCUUGCACAGAAUUGGUGUGCUGGAGGAUAGUGCUGCCACUGUCUGUAUUUUCUGCAAAGCUGAACAAGAAACAGUUCAACAUGUGCUGAUCUGGUGCCCUUCGGUCUGGAGAGUUUGGACGAGUCUCCUGCAAUGGUGGGGAGCCCUCUGGGUAGUGCCUCAAACUGUUGAUGGCUUACUGCAGUGGUGGGCUGGAAGCAAGGUUAUGAAAGCUGAAAAAGUAAUUUGGAAUGCUAUUGCUGGAGGAUAG
Molecule: messenger RNA, 912 nt
Organism: Camellia sinensis
Lineage: Eukaryota; Viridiplantae; Streptophyta; Magnoliopsida; Ericales; Theaceae
Source: RefSeq, a predicted model, not a curated record